CUUGUCGUGCAGAUGUUGACAUUUUUGACACCGGGAACAAAAGGAGAUCCCUCUCGAUAUGUCUGAUGGCAGUCCAAUCCGAGCAUGGAUCCUCGGUGCCGUGCUCAGUCAUUCAUAUAUCUGACGAAACUAAUCACCACCCUCAUCAGCAUUACAAGAAGACAGACCUCCCACGCUGCAAACAUCAGGCUUUAUUCUCAUAGAUGAAACGCCAGCUCUUUAUCAUAUGAGCUCUCAGUGAGACCUUUAGCCACACAGGGUUCAUUGUGUCAUACCUGACUGGUCUGCUUUGUAAAUCAGGCGUGAGGGCUGUAAUUGAAAGAUUUAUCCAGAAAUAAUCAUGUUUUCUGCAUUUUAUAUUUAAGCACACUUACCUCACAUCUUUAUUUUGUUCAAUUUCAAAUAUGAAAAGAAGUAGCCUACUGAUUUUAUCAAUCACGCAGUUGGCGAAACAUUGGCGAUCUGGCUAGCUGUGUGUCACAAUGACUCUCUCUCUGAUCAAAUCUUGUCAUUUGUUAUCUUGGUUUCGACACGUCUUUCUACAGAGACUGUGGAGCAGGCUGGCACAUGCAUGGAGCUUUGGAUGCGAGCUGUGGGGCACAGCUAUGCAUGUCAAUAGGACAGACGCGUUGUGCCUCCUGGGAACGUCUUAUCUUCUCAGUUCUGUGCGCUGAAGAUGGUAAUCUCCUUUAGAUUCUGGAUCGCCGUAAACCAAACAAUCUCUGUCUGGUCUAUUAUUGUUUUGUAUUAUGAAUUUUGUUUGAGUGAUAAUUACAUUUUUUUUGCACACUCCAUUCAUUACAGAUUCAUAUUUAACCGUCUCUCCUGUCCAGCAGAUUCAUCAGAAUAUUCUCUUGUCUCAUAAAACUGACAGGUAGGCAGAGGACAGUCUACUCCCAGACAUAUAUUGGCUCUACUCCAGUAUCAUCUCAAAGACCCGUUGGGAACGUGGGUACCGUUCUUGAACCCCGCUGUGCACGAAUCUGUCCUUUGGGCCUUCAUAAUUGCUCCAGUGCUGAGGAGCAUGAGUGAAUGCUGUUGGAUUUUGAUAACACCGCUUUGGUUGAUUUUUCUUCUAAUCCAUAAAACCGCAUAAAUCGGAAAAGGUUUAUUCCCUUGAUGCAAGCGAUUCAGCCUAGCUUUGGUGUGUCUAGUCCCACGGCAUGCAAGUGGGUCAGAUUUUAACACACGCUGGUCGACUCAUGAGCAGCCUGAACCGUUUUGAUUAGACUGCGUUCUUACAGGGAAAGGGUUGCAUUGAUAAUGAAUCGCGCGUUAACCCGCCGUCUGCUCUAGUGGUUUCGACAAAAAUGUCAUGUGUAAAGAAGCUUUGUGGCAGAAAAAGGCAACAUGUCAAUCAGGAUUAUCCUGUGCAAUACUCUGAACGCUAUGUGGAGGUUUACACAGCGGAGCAUGUCAGAGUAGCACUCCAUGGAGAGCGAAUUCUUCUUCUAUUUUCUUUUUCCAGUUUUUUCCCCGCUGAGAUGAUGCUCUUUGAAUAAUAAUGCAAGUCUCAAAGGUCUGUGUGUAUGUCUCUGACAACUUGUAUUCUAUCAUACAACAGGCAUGAACAUUUUAAACAUUUCAAUAAUAAGAACUAAGACAUGAAUUAAAGGGAUAAUGCACCCCAAAAUAAACUUACCCUCAUGUCAUUUCAAACCUGUAUGACUUUCUUCUGCAGAACACAAAAGAAGAUAUUUUGAAGAAUGUUGGUAACCAAACAACACUGGCCCCCAUUGACUUCCAUUGAAUGGGCACAAAAACCACUCAAUAUCUUCUUUUGUGUUCCACAGUGGAAAGAGUCAUAAACAUUUUUUGAAUGACAGAAUGUUUAUUUUUGGGUGAACUGUUCCUUUAAGCAAUAGCUUAUUGACGUAUUAGUUCCAAUUUAUUUAUUAUUAUUUCCAAAUGUAUUUCUCUCUCUCAUAUGUAUAUGUUAUAUAUAUGACAUUUUAAGAGAUUAUGUGAAAAUGAAUUCAGUAAGACUUAAAAAGUCUCCUAUUCAAAUCAGUUGCUGAUUUAAUUAAUCACCCAUUUGUCUUAUUGUACUACAUUAAGCCCCAUGACAUCUUUCGCUCUGCAGUAUCUUUACACCACAGGAAACUUGCCAUUGACAGUUUACAGCAUAUAUGAGAAGUGGAAAUGUAUUGCUAUACUCCAGCUGCCUGCAGAUUGUCAGCUGCAAUACAUCAAGGUAAUGGAAUGGCAAGGGUCCAAUUCAAUCUGCCUCACAGAGCCCUUCUGAAAUGUAUAGUUACAACCUUCCCCAAACGAUUCAUGUCAUAAAUUAUCAAACGACAUUAACAAUGUUUCAGGGUGAUUUUUGACUCCUUCUGAGAUCACAACAUUCGUCUGAAGAACCAAAGAACUCACGGAACACUGCAUUUUCUGAACCCUUCCUCAUGUUGAAGUCAUAGUAAUUGGUUUACUUAAGGAGAAGAAUAAAUCCCUUACAAUAUUAAACAUUAUUAAUCUUCAGCUCUGUUUUUUCUGUAUCAUAUCUAGAGGGUUUUUUUAUAGCCACAAUAUCAGAUUUCAGAUCUCAAUGAGCAGCCGCAGUCUUGCUGUCUGUCAGGAUUCUAUUAUUGAUGUAAGAGAAAAACAACAGUGUUAUGGACGAUAAGGAAAGAAUUCAUCAGUUCCAGACAGUUUGUUUUCAUGAAUAAACCUAACGAUUGAUGACCCUUUAUUCUGUAAAUAAAAUGUUAUGGAUUGGCAGCUUCAGUCACCAUUUACUUUCAUUGUAGGGUGGCAAAUGCAAUAAAAGUGAAUGGUGCCUGCAGGCGGUCAAUGCCAAACAUUCUACUUUUGUUUUAGUUGUAUUAGAAAUGUUAACGUUUCUAGCACAAAACUGAUUCUUGUCAGAAGGACUAAAUACGUCUUUAAAUCUUGCAUUGAGAUGUUUGUACUCGCACUGUUGAAAUUAUUUAGCUCUGCUGCAUUUUCAAUGUAAUGAUUUUGAACUGGAUUUAUAGCGUGUCACCUGCAGAGAAUCUCAACUGUUGAAAGACCCUGGGUCAGAGAACUCGCAGUGAUCGUCCAGUCCAUUUUCAGUCAGUCUUGCUGGGAGUCAGAUAAUUGAAAGCUCAUGCUGAUAAACAUAAUAUCUGGGAUUUUGAGCAACACAACCACAGCUGUAAACUGUGAAUGUGGGUAGUUUACAGUAAAAGUCAAACAAAAAAAUCAUGCAGUGUUACCCCUGUGUCUUUUAAAACAACAAAACAUUUUCUAAUUCUUGUAUAAUUAUUAUAUAGACAGAUUGUAGGCCUAUUACCAGUGUUGGGUGUAACUAGUUACUAAGUAAUUAUUUACUGUAAUUUAAUUACUUUUCCCUUGAAAAGGUAAAGUAAGGGAUUACUCUUGUUUUUACUGUAAUUUAAUUACAGUUACUUCUGAUGUAAUUAAACUAAAUAUUGUGUAAUAUAUUCAAUAGUGGAAAUGACAUCAAAAAUAUAAAUCUAACUUUAAAAUGUAUGCUGUAAUGUAUCCUUCUCACAUUUUAAUACUUUGGUUGGUUAAUAAGAAUAAUUUAUGUUAUUAUUUAUUUGAAUGAAUCAAAUAAGCCAUUUCACGUCUAUCCUUGAAUCAGUUCUAAUCAAGGUUGAUGUAGGAUAUAGAAAGUAAUUAGUAAUAAGUAAUUCAAUACUUUUUGGAGAGAGUAAUUUGUACAGUAAUCUAAUUACACUAUUGAAUAUGUAAUUAGUAACUAGUAAUUAAUUCCUUUUUCAGAGUAACUUACCCAACACUGCCUAUUACCUCCUCUUAAUUAAAAGACUUUUAAAGUCAUUUACUGCACCAGUGAACUGCAAAAAGUAAUUAAAUUAUGAAAUGAUUACAGCUUCUAUACAUAUUACGUUCGUUCUCAUUAUGCAAAGAUUGGCUAUACUGUCACGUGACUUAAAGGUGCGUUUGCUCGGCGCUGCGCAGACUGUUCGAUCGGCGUUUGACAUCAAAGUACCGCGAGAGGUAUUCGAAAGCCUAAAAAACGUCUGCUCUCGCGGUACUUUGCUGUCACAGACCGAUCGGUCUGUGCAGUCUCGCAUGCAGUCGAACACACCUGAGCUUCAUUAUCGUUAAUUUGCAAUGGCUCGGUAAGCAACAGAUCUUAAUUUAGUUCAAACGUGUUACUGUUUCACGUUGAUUGAUCAUGAACGUUGACAUGUACGUAUUAAGGUGACGCUUGAGGUCAAAGCACUUAGAUUUUCUUAUUCCAGUCCUUUUUUUUUUUUAGCGCAAAAAGGUUUGUUGGUCGUUUGACUAAUUGUUACGGAGUUACACUGUAGUAUGGGUAGAGUUCUCAAUAGUGAACAAUAUAGACUUUAUGUUUAAGGUUGUGUUAAUUUGACUUUCAUCUGCUGUUCAAGAUGAGUUCCCGAAGCCUCGCACCUCUUUCCAGUCGUAACAGUCAGGAACACAUUAUGGGUUUGGGGAGACUGAGAGCGGAUGGCCUGCGCGCUCACAAGCCCGGCCAAAGAGUUGUACUUGGCGUUUUGAGCGAGAAUGAAUCGCAUAAUCGAGUAUUUGGGGAGGCUUCGUCCAAAUAUGGCACAGCUUUUCAGGACGUUUCUCUCCAUAACGCACGCGUUGGCGUCCACGAGCCCGAGCCCGUCACUGCGCAGCCCAGCGAACAACCGGCGUCGUUCCUGUUGGACUCUGAGCUUCUUCUGCUAGACGAUGCCGUCAAUGACGUUGGCUCAGGUUCGUGCAUGGAUGCUUCUAUGCAGUCGUUGCCAGAAGAGGAAGCAACUUCGCAUGAUAUCUUGUGUGUCCCAGAAUAUGCGGAGGACAUCCAUCGAUACCUUCGUGAAUGCGAAAUUAAAUACAGGCCAAAGCCCGGCUACAUGAGAAAACAGCCAGACAUAACCAACUGCAUGCGGGUUAUCCUUGUUGACUGGCUGGUUGAAGUGGGCGAAGAAUACAAGCUGUGCUCUGAGACUCUCUACCUGGCUGUGAAUUACCUGGACCGCUUUCUGUCAUGCAUGUCUGUGCUACGAGGGAAACUGCAGCUUGUGGGAACGGCUGCUAUACUCCUGGCUGCAAAAUACGAAGAGGUGUAUCCUCCGGAAGUGGAUGAGUUUGUCUACAUCACCGAUGAUACCUACACAAAGAAACAGGUGCUUCGAAUGGAGCAGCACCUGCUCCGAGUGCUUGCCUUUGACAUGACUGCACCCACCGUUUCACAGUUAUUGAUGCAGUACACCUUGGAAGAGCAUAUCUGUGCCAGGACUACAAACCUAGCUUUGUAUCUUUCAGAGUUGAGUCUGCUUGAGGUGGAUCCUUUUGUGCAGUAUCUACCAUCUAAGAUUGCUGCUGCAGCAUAUUGUCUGGCCAACUACACAUUAAAUGGGGCUCUGUGGCCUGAGAACUUGUACGCCUUCACCGGUUACUCUCUGACUGUCAUUAGCCCUUGUUUGAAAGCGCUUCACAAGCUCCAUGUAUGUGCAGCAAGUCGACCCCAGAGAGCAAUCCAGGAGAAGUUCAAGAGCUCAAAGUACUGUGGCGUGUCCUUGCUCAAACCUGUGGGGGUUUUGCCACUACCUUAGUGUUUGGACCGUGACCAUCAAGGCCGAUGAAAUGACUGCAGCGCUUAAGUCUCUUGUAAAUACUAAAUGGAUUUUUUUUUUAAAUGUUUUAACUUUAAAAUGUGAUUUUUAUCAUAAGCUUAUUUUAACAAAGUAACCAAUAAAAUGGUGACUUAAGUCCAGCUUGCUGACUGCACUUGUGCGUUUCAACUAGACAGAAGAACUCAUGACUCUUCACCCCUAGGUCUUUUACUUAACCUGUGUUUUUACGUUGUGUACCAUGUCAUGUACUUUAGCCUGUACUGUAGGUCUUCAAUAAAACUAAG
Triplophysa rosa is the source of this 5848-nucleotide messenger RNA. RefSeq names its product cyclin A1 (gene ccna1). Lineage: Eukaryota; Metazoa; Chordata; Actinopteri; Cypriniformes; Nemacheilidae. Gene Ontology annotation, cellular component: cyclin A2-CDK2 complex; nucleus; cytoplasm. The transcript is spliced from 8 exons. Gene Ontology annotation, biological process: regulation of cyclin-dependent protein serine/threonine kinase activity; mitotic cell cycle phase transition. Gene Ontology annotation, molecular function: cyclin-dependent protein serine/threonine kinase regulator activity. Bases 4365 to 5543 code for a protein of 392 amino acids. The record is from RefSeq and is a predicted model, not a curated record.